Corylus avellana is the source of this 1015-nucleotide messenger RNA. It is a transcript of the gene ERF1, whose product is annotated as ethylene response factor 1. The record is from RefSeq and is a predicted model, not a curated record. Gene Ontology annotation, molecular function: DNA binding; DNA-binding transcription factor activity. Gene Ontology annotation, biological process: ethylene-activated signaling pathway; regulation of DNA-templated transcription. NCBI's taxonomy places the organism in Eukaryota, Viridiplantae, Streptophyta, Magnoliopsida, Fagales, Betulaceae.
UGGCCUACUCUGAAAUAGUGAGACUCGUAGUCGCACAUAAUUCAAACCCAAAAACACGAUAAUUCUCUUGAAUGGAUUCCACAAUCUUCCACUCCCCAAAUUCCGAUUUCUCAUCGGAAUCUUCCUUUGGGUCACCGGAAUCUUUCUCCUGGGAUGGCCUAAAUUUCGACCAGCAAAGUUUCCUUCCUUUCAACGAAAAUGACUCCGAAGAAAUGCUUCUUUUGGGCCUAAUUUCGAAGGCGAACCAAGAGAUCACAUCGGAAAGGUGCGCGAAACGGGUUAAGGAAGAAGAGGUGAGCUCAGCAGCGGAGGCAAAUCCCGAGAAGGAGAAGUCGUACAGGGGGGUCCGGAGGCGUCCGUGGGGGAAGUUCGCGGCGGAGAUAAGGGAUUCCACUAGGCACGGCAUAAGGGUAUGGUUAGGAACAUUUGAUAGUGCCGAGGCGGCAGCCUUGGCCUACGACCAAGCCGCCUUUUCCAUGCGCGGUUCCUCUGCUAUACUCAAUUUUCCGGUUGAAAGAGUCCGGGAAUCGCUGAGGGACAUGAAUUACGGUUCCGAAGAUGGGUGUUCGCCGGUGGUGGCUCUCAAGAGAAAGCACUCGAUGAGAAGGAAAAAUAUAUUAAGCAAGAAAACCAAUGAGAGGGAUUUAAGGAUAGAGAGUGUGGUCGUUUUGGAGGAUUUAGGCCCAGACUACUUGGAACAACUUUUGAGUUCAUCGGGAAGUGCUAGCCCUUGGUAAUUAAUUAAACCAACAUCAUUUCCCCCACCCCUUAGCAUAAUCCUUCUACUAAUUACUACUCUUGAAUUCCCUUGUGUUCUUCUUUUAAUUUUUAAUUUUUAAUUUUUUUUUUUCCCUCUCUUAGAUAGAUUUCAUUGUUACAUGCUUUGAGAUCAUUAAAAUCUGUAUCUUUUUUUUUUUUUUUUUUGUAAAGUUGAAUUGAUAUGGCAUCUUGUAGUAUCAUCAUGUGGGCCAGAAUCACAAGUCUUGAUUAAUAGAAAUGACUUAAAGUCAACUAA